CCACGGGAAGAGAAUUUGCGGGAGGUGGGACGAGGAGAGAUCUAAAAAUACGAUUGCAACGCGUUUGUAGUUGCAGCGGGACUUGAAUGCGGGUGUGCAUGUCAUGAAUGUAGGUGAGAUUGCGAGCGAGGAUGUCAUGUGGGUCCCCCCUUUUUCGUUGUAGGUGGCUGCAGCGGCCACCAAUCUCGGGCCGGAAUCCCGAUCCUUCUCUUACAUCCCAGAUCAUCACCGUGCUUCAGCUACAGACCAAGCCAGCUUGCCAAUUGCUCCCCACCUCGCUUCCAGCUCCCUUUCCUCGUCACUCAGAGCUCGUGUGUCGCUCCGUCGAGGUGAGAGCCUGCGUUGUGGUGGUGCAGUGCGCUUCCUGGUGUUCUGCGCUGUCUCGAGGCGCUUGGUACAGUGGAUGCUGGUGGUGUUCGUGCGGGCUCGCGGUAGAAAUCGGGUCACAGUCAAGGCGAAAAGUUAUCGGAAUGCGUGGAACCCAUGCACAAGGCCUGAAAUCGGGCUUUCAGCUCUUGGAUUUUUAGAGAUUGGUGGCUUGGAUGGAAAGUAUGAGGUAGUAAGCAGAGCGCACAGAAGGGAAGCACGUCAGUGAAGUUGUCUGAGGCUUGGGGUUUCUAGAAAUCUUUUGCAGCUGAAUACAGAAUUGUGCUCGAAUAGAGAUUCCACGGUGGAAUACAGGGAGGAUUUAGGGGUUAAAAGAUGAGACAGACGUGGCAGAAAUGGCAGAUUAUGGGAAAUGGGGCUCAGCUCAGCUAGGGGAGCAGCAGGUGGCUGCCAUGGCCUGGGAUCCCAGGCGCAACCACAAACGUUUCCAAAUUUUCUUCUUCAUUUUUUCUUUGUUCGUGUUCUCUCGUUUGAAGCCACUGCCAAGCGCCUCCGCCGCGACUCUGUGGUCAGACGCGAGCGCUUUGUAUGGACUCCGACAAGCUUGGAAUGCAACACCAGGGCUACUCCAGAACUGGACCUUGGGGUCCGAUCCAUGUUGGAAUCAGUGGAUGGGUGUUUCUUGCUUCCAAAAUUCAGUUAUUUCACUGAGGUUGGAUAAGUUCGGGAUCAUAGGAACUCUGUCCCCAGCGAUUGGCAGAAUGAGGAACCUUCUAUACUUAAAUAUAGCAAACAAUCCUGGGCUCACUGGAGCUAUCCCCGAGGAAAUUGGUGACUUGUUCCGCUUGUAUGCAUUAGACUUAUCCAACUGUAGUUUAUCUGGAAGGAUACCGGGGAGUCUGGGCAACUUGGGAAAUGCUAGCUAUAUAUAUCUGCAGGGAAAUCAGCUGAGUGGAGAACUACCUUACACCAUAGGUUAUCUAUCAAAACUUCUCGAGCUAUCUCUGGGGCGGAACAAUCUUAAUGGAAGCAUUCCUUUCUCCUCGCCUGACGGUUUCCCCGUCGGUUUAAACAAUUUGACAUCAUUGCUGACCUUGAAUUUGGAAAGGAACAAACUAAGUGGGAAAUUAUCUCCUUCUCUGGGCCAACUGCAGCGCUUAACAACAUUGCUUCUCCGGAGGAACAGUUUCAGUGGGUGCUUGUCCUGUGCCAUAUCGAAUGAAGGACUCUAUGGACUCGACAAUCUAACAGAGCUUGGUCAAAUUGACCUGAGUUUUAACUCUUUUGAGGGACCUAUUCCUGACUUUCUUCUGAAACUACCACUUAUCAAAAUUCUAAAUUUGAGUGCGAAUCGAUUUGCUGGAGUUCUGGAUGGUGGUCUACGAGCUUCCGGACGCGUGGAUAUUUACCUCGUCAAUAAUAACAUCUCCUCUAUUAUCAAUUUUCCAAGCCCGUUUAUUGAUCCAAAGCUUGGGGGCAAUUCCGUCUGCCAAGAUCAAUCGUUCCCUUUUGUUGAUAUCUGCACCUACGUUAGGUGUACACAUGGAAGCACUUCAUGGCAACAGCGAACGUCGUGUACCACCGUGUGCGAGAAGGACUCCGUUGCCCAUCCCACAAGUUGCAGCUGUUCUUAUCCCUACAGUUGCGACAUGUUCUUUGGCUGGUCGAAAACCUUUGGGCUUGACGGGGCUAGAAUUGGGCAUCUGAGGAGACGGCUUGCAUCUGAGCUGAAUGUGCUUUACGGAGAUGUGUGGAUAGAGAGCGCCACAUACAAGAACAUAAGUGAGCGGGAGCUCUUGGCGAAGGUCCUUUUUUUCCCACCUUCGCCAAAACAGCGUUGGGAUAAAGCUCAAAUCACUUCUCUAGAUGAUCGACUGGUGAACAAAACCAUCAAGCUUCUGGGCUAUGAUCCUUAUGGUCUUAUAUCAUCCAACCUUCGGACCCUCACAAACCCACUGAGUUCAGGAAGUGCGGACCCAAUCACGAAGCAACAGCCCAACCACAACUCUCUGCCUAUUGUGACGGGGGUUAUCGGAGGAUUCGUUGGUCUGGUGACGUUAAUAAGCCUUUUGAUAUGCUUUGUCAAACGGAGAAGAAUACCUUCUCCUCUCGAUAAUCAUGAAGAAAUAUUUGACCAUCUCAGCCCUGAUCAUUUUCCGAGCUGUCUCUUCUCUUACGAUGAGCUGAAAGCCUCGACGAGGAACUUCCACAGGGGGAAUAAGAUUGGGGAAGGGACCUUCGGCGCAGUUUAUAAGGGCACUAUGCGGGAUGGCAGUGAAGUAGCAGUGAAGGAGCUUCCAUCAAACAUCAAGCAGGAUAAUCAAGCGUUUCUCAACGAAGUGGAACUAAUCUCGGGCUUUCAACACAAGAAUCUCGUCAAGCUUCGUGGUUGUGGAAUCCGUAACAACAGCCGGUUGCUCGUCUAUGAAUAUGUCGAAAACAACUGCCUCGCCCAAGCCUUGUUUGGAAGCAAGGCAAUAUUGUUGGAGUGGCCGAUUCGGUACAACAUCGCCGUGGGGAUGGCCAAAGGGCUGGCAUGCCUCCACUCCAGAGGCCCUCAACGCCUUGCCCACGGAGACAUCAAAGCUAGCAACGUUUUGUUGGAUAGAUUCUUGGAGCCCAAGAUCGCAGACUUUGGUCUGGCUAGAAUGUGCCAAAACAACGAACGGAAAGUGCUCACCCGCAUUGAAGGAAAGAGGGGCUAUGUGGCACCAGAAUACGCUCGUUAUGGUCAACUUACAGCGAAGACGGAUGUCUUCAGCUUUGGUAUAAUAGCUCUGGAGCUUGUUUCCGGUCGAGAGAGUAUGAACCCCAAGUUCCCCCCGGAAGAGCAAUACCUUCUCUCUUGGGCAUGGAAUCUGUAUGAACAGAGACGUGUGAUGGACUUGGUGGAUCCCAAAGUGAAGGAGGGAUGUGACGAGGAGCAAGCCCUUCUGCUCAUCAAAGUGGCGCUCCUUUGCUCCCAAGGGGAAGGCUUCUCUCGCCCACACAUGGCCCGGGUGGUGACUUGGUUGUCUGGGGAUGCAGACAUCCCGGACAUUCCACAGCGACCGGAGUUUCUUGGAAUCGGUCUGACUGAUCCAAACAAAUCGAGAGCUCGUGGGACUGCCUUGACCACAUGGUGAUUUGAUGGAAAAGCUCCAGAGACUGCAAUUGACUUCUAUCGAUCCACCUCUUGAUUACUUCUUGUUCGGUGCUGGACCUGUUGUUCUUCCAUAGACAAAUUGGCUGCCAAGCUGUGUUGUGCUCGACUUCGAGAAGUUGCUGAGCCCAUGCAUCGUUCUUGCAACGAAAGAAACGUUAAAUUUGUCUCAUUGGGUCCGUCGGGACGGAGUCCGUUCACACCAUCUGAUAGCAGUGAUUCAAAAGCAUGAGGCACUUUCCGAACAAAGAGCAACACGAAUUGCGUGCUACGUGGUUAAAGCAAGCAGAUUAAGAAAGAGCACGAAUGCCCAGGCACUCGGCAGUUGUAAAAAUUCUUUUUGUAUAGUAUGCACUUCUUUAGGGUCCAAUUCAUGUGUAGUUUUGUCCCAAUCAUCCCAGCUAAAUUCUGCUCGUACUCGAGACGACCUUUGAAAUCCAUUUCCCGAAAAGAUAGGGUUGUGAGUUCUGAAUCUGCGGCGACCAGGUUCAUGUGACGACAGAGAUUAUUUAAUUUAAUUCGCUCACAGAGAUCUUACAUGUGAGCGAAUUAGCCGCUCUGGUAGUCAAUUUCACGAGACAAUGUGUUGCUUCCUGACCAGCUGUCAUACUCAAGUGGCGAGCAAUAAUUGUAAGCUGGAAAGCGGGAUAUUUCGGCUUGGAUAUUCCUACUUCCGAGUAUACUUGCA
Messenger RNA from Physcomitrium patens, 4157 nucleotides. RefSeq lists its product as uncharacterized. Lineage: Eukaryota; Viridiplantae; Streptophyta; Bryopsida; Funariales; Funariaceae. Gene Ontology annotation, biological process: protein phosphorylation. Gene Ontology annotation, molecular function: protein binding; protein kinase activity; ATP binding. The record is from RefSeq and is a predicted model, not a curated record.